Messenger RNA from Aspergillus alliaceus, 735 nucleotides. Its product is annotated as ankyrin repeat domain-containing protein. The record is from RefSeq and is a predicted model, not a curated record. Gene Ontology annotation, molecular function: protein binding. The coding region runs from base 1 to 735 and encodes 244 amino acids. NCBI's taxonomy places the organism in Eukaryota, Fungi, Ascomycota, Eurotiomycetes, Eurotiales, Aspergillaceae. The transcript is spliced from 2 exons.
AUGGGGAGGGCACAUAGUACUGUAUCAAAAUCCUAUCUGGACUACCUUCUGCUCCCAGGUGAACCUAGCACUGCCACCUAUGACUACGCUUUUCUAACGUACGCUGCCUCCAACUGGUCCUUGCACUAUACGGCGCAGGAUCCUGUGUUUGCCGAGCAGUACCGGACCGAUGCUCGCAAGCUUUGCAAAGUAACCACUGGAUUAUUUGACUGUAGCAAGUGUCUUGGUCUGAAGCAAGUCGUCCAAGCAUUGCUAGACGAAGGCACCGACAUCAAAGGCCAGGAUGAUGAGCACGGCACAGCCCUUCAGGUUGCCUCUGAGAGGGGGCAUGGCAAGGUUGUGCAACUGUUAUUGGAGAGGGGCGCUGACGCAGAAUUACGAGGUAGGCAUUAUGGCAAUGCUUUGUAUAAUGAUUCACUUGCAGAAUAUGAGGAAAUAGUGCAAAUGCUGGUGGACAAUGGGGCCAACGUCUAUGCCCAAACUGGACUUCAAGGUAGUACUCUGCAGGCUGCUUCCUUUGAAAGACACGACAAAAUUGUUCACAUACUCCUAGAGAAGGGAGAUGCUACUCUCUCACUAGAGGUUUUCUUAACACGUCCCAAAGACGAUGAGGUUGUUGAGCGGUUGUUUCUUCAAUUGAUGCGAAGAAGAGGGUGGCACAAUCUCCAGCGACGACCAAGGGGCAAAUGCUUGGCUACACGGCUUCAAGAAGUGGGUUUCCGUGCACCAGGAUAG